Molecule: messenger RNA, 4339 nt
Organism: Trachemys scripta elegans
Lineage: Eukaryota; Metazoa; Chordata; Testudines; Emydidae
Gene: SUB1
Product: SUB1 regulator of transcription
Exons: 5
Coding region: 170-550 (126 amino acids)
Biological process (GO): positive regulation of transcription initiation by RNA polymerase II
Cellular component (GO): transcription regulator complex; nucleus
Molecular function (GO): DNA binding; transcription coactivator activity
Source: RefSeq, a predicted model, not a curated record
CUGACCCCCUGAGCCACAGAAGACCACCUUUAGAAGUUCGAAAGCCAGGACAGGCCUGCCGCAUGGGGUUGAAGCCCUGAGGUCCCCUCCCCAUUGGAUAGAAGCCCCUACCCCACCACCCUGCUGUAAGGCAGAGGUCCUGAGCCUCCUCGCUCCCCACCAAGUCUGAAUGCCUAAAUCAAAGGAACUUGUGUCUUCAAGCUCAUCUGCCAGUGAUUCAGAUAGUGAAGUUGACAAAAAGGCAAAGAGGAAAAAGCAAGCAGCUCCAGAAAAGCCUGUAAAGAAACAAAAGACUGGUGAAAGUUCUAAAGGUGCAGCUUCCUCUAAACAAAGCAGCAACAGAGAUGAGAAUAUGUUCCAGAUUGGCAAAAUGAGGUAUGUCAGUGUUCGUGACUUUAAAGGGAAAGUCCUAAUUGAUAUUAGAGAAUACUGGAUGGAUCAAGAAGGUGAAAUGAAACCUGGCAGAAAAGGUAUUUCUUUAAAUCCAGAACAGUGGAGCCAGCUGAAGGAACAGAUUUCCGAUAUUGAUGAUGCAGUAAGAAAACUGUAAAGACAGCCAUACAGAAACUUACUGUUUUAGUUGUUUUAAGCAGUCUUUUUACACAUUGGCUUUUGUUUUCUAAAAUACUUGUUUUCCAAGCUAUUGUAUAUUUGGAUUGCAAAACAAUUUGUAAGAUGAAUACUUUUUUUUUAUGUGCAUUAAAAGUGUAUUCUAAGUGAGGCUAUUUGUGUAUACUUUAUUAAAAAGGAAUGAUUUGCUUUCAACACAGUGUAAAAUAAAAACCAAUCCAGUAAUACUAUAUAACGCAUACCUGUUUGUGGCCUUCCAGCUAACAGUUUUUAGUCUCCUUUUCUUUAAUUUUGGUUUCAGUUCAGUUAAAAUAUGUUCAUAUUAACUGUUAAUCAGGCGACAUUAAAAAAAAAAAAAAAAACUUGCCCUUAUUGCAAAUAUUCGUAACUUUUAUAUUUGAGAUUUCAACUCAGUCCAAAUAAUGAAUAAUUAAAAUAGUUUUUGUAGAUAAUCUUAAAUACUGUUUUUGAAAAUUCACCACAUUAUUCUUACCUAGAUAAGUACAUAGGUAUUUGGCAUUGCUUGCAUGAAGUAUUACACUAAACAAGCUUAUGUGAUUAUUCCACAAUAACACUUGGACACAAGCCACAUUCUUCCUUUUCAUUCUUCUGCAGGUCAUUUGACUUAGAAAAGAUAAUUAGCUUUUAUUCUUAGACACUAGAUUUUUAGUAUGGUAUACAUACAUAUGGUAAGAUUUUUACCUCAGAAUAUGAUUUAUUAAGAUUGUAUUUCAAAGGUCCCAGCUUAAACAGAUGAAGUAAUAACCUUACUUAUCUACUCUUUUCAAGCUUUGCAUUAGAUUAAAAUAGUUUUUGAACAUACUAUCUGAUAUCCAGGGAUUAUUCUAAUUGGCAAGAACCCUUACCCUCCCUUGAUAGAGCUCUUAGUCAUGCUCGACAAUUCUGCUUAAGCAUGGCUAAAACUACCGGUAGGCUAUAAUACAGUUGGUGUAGAUUGAACCAAGCAGGGUUAAAACUGGCCUAGCCAAGGUUUCAGUGUGGGCUAAAACAGUUCUGCUCUGUCCAUAUUGCUUGAUCAGGCCACAUGUGUGGCUUACAUGUGCACAGUUGUUUUAGCCUUUUGGGAAGGGCAUGUUUGGUGCUGGCAUACAGCAGAUCAUGAUUUUAGUGAACUUCACUUGGCUAUCUGCAUCCUGAUCUGAAGUAGAGUGAUGCUUCUUUUCAGUAGGAGGUGAGGUAGUGUAGAUGCAAUGUAACUGAAGGGAAUUUUGAUAGCUAACUUAAGAUACUUUUAUGCUUUCCCUUUCAAUAUUCUUGUUACAGUUGGGAGUGAGCUUAUAAAGGUCACUCCUAUAUUAAAAGUUAUCACACCUUAUUUUUGUUAUCAGUUAGUGGAUGAAUUAACACUACAUUAAAGAAAUUUAUGUUGGGGGCGGUGCAUGUGUGUAUCUGAUUUUCAAAUUGCUUUAAUCCAAGGAAGAAGAUAGAGACUUCAUGAAAAUUGCAGUUUUGGGACUGUAUAUCACUGAAUGUACAAAUACUGAAUCUGCUGUAUUUUUCCCAUUUAAUGUUAAACUAUUGUAUUUUUCAACAUGUUUAGAUAACUGGUUUUUGCUAUUCAUUUAAUUUCAGAAUAUCUUAAUAUUGUUUGCUGUCUAGGUCAUAAGAACAGCCGUACUGGGUCAGACCAAAGGUCCAUCUAGCCCAGUAUCCGGUCUACCGGCAGUGGCCAAUGCCUGGUGCCCCAGAAGUCAUGAGGAAUUUAUUGAUAUUGCAGAUGUUCAGAGGCCCUGUUUUAAGUGCCAUAUACGCUGACUAUCCCUGCCUUGAAGAAUUUAUAAUCUAGUACACAUGAUACACGAAGCCUGAGGAGAAAGGGAUCUAAUUAAACAUACUGUUUAAUUUACAUAUGCAGUAUCAUAUUUUCCUCAUUUGCUCCUUAACCCAGUCAGCAAUGAUUUCAAAUGUGACUAAUCAAAGAGGUGAUUUAGUCCCUUGUCACUUAGAAGAACUUUGAGUUCUUAAAGUGCUAUUUGUGGGCUGGAGGGGAGGACGAGGCAUGUCUGAGGGUAGCAAUCUCAUCUUUAGCUCCACUGUCCUUUUUGAAUAAUAUCCUUUGCUUGCAGUGUAUCUGCACCAGAAAGAAUAGUAAAUAAGUACCUGCCAAAAUUCCACAGAGAAAUGAAGGAAAAUAAUUGCUUACAGACCUGUAUUCUUGUUAACAUUACUUAUUCUAUCUUUGGAAGAGUUUUUUUGCCUACUUUUGCAAUAUUUAUAUCAUAAUAGAUUUUAUAGUAUGCAAAAUCUAACUAGAAAUCUCACCAUUAAAUCAGAAACUUUGUAACUUCAGACUUCACCUGCCUUACCUCAGUUGUUUCAUCUGGUUGUUUUGAAGAACAGAAUUGUAACAACGGAGGGAGCAAUGUAACUUCUCCUUAGACGGAUUAGUGGUUGUCACAGCACUGUGCCUUGAUGUUCUUGCAUGGUAACUGUGGGGUAGGGCGCAAUAUAAGAAAUGUGUGUGGGUUAAGGAGAGAUCGGAAGUUGAGUUCUCUGGUGUUGGGAAUGAAUGAGAAGGCUUAAUAGGGUUGGUGUUAGUUUUAUUGGGGAAACAAUGCUGGCAGAGAUUUAUAGAAGCAACUAAUUUUUUUAGCCAAGGAGUAUUGGCUCUUUUUACAGACAAAUUACAGUUUUAGCAGGGAUAAUUUGAAUUUACUGAAGCUGUUAGAUUUUACUUAAUCCUUGGUUUUGUUGGCAUUUUUUACUUUUUUACAUUAAAAGUUUGGUACAGAUUCAUUUUACUUAAAACUUACUACAUUACAAAAACAAUUUUUUUAACCUGCCAGCCAUAUUUCCUUCUGAAAUAUUUUCAUAAAGCUUUGUCUAUUUUACUUCAGAGCCUUCCAUUCCCCAGCCCAUUUACAGCAAUAAAAUGCUCCUCCAAAAAUACGAAGUAAUUCUCUCAUCAGCCAGUCAGUUUCAAGAUUUAACUCAACAUGCUCUCCAAAAUAGGAUGUUUUGGAACAUGAAGAAAGCUGGAGUGCUGAAUGGCUGAUGUGGAGGUAUUUAUUUAACAAUGGUGAAUAAGUGUUCCAUUUUAAGAAUUCUGCAUCAAGAAUUACAAGAAGUAUUUAAACUGCAUCCAUUUACAUCAUAUGACUAUUAUCCAAUGCUAUAUCAUUCUGGUUUUAAAAACAAAUUGGAAGGAUUGUAUGUCACAUCUAAAAUUUGGAUAAUUGACUUGCGAAUUAAAUAAAAAUUGGUGGUUAUAAGUGUACUUGUGAAAUUAAAGUGCACAAGAAAGAAAGAUGUUACAUAGUAUUGACUUCUUCAUAUAUUCCAGUUAAAUAGGAACCAGUAAGAAGAGAGAUGUACAAGUUUGAUGAUCAGUAUUUAUAUAGUGCAUAACUGCAAAAUAUUAAAUCUGUUCCGAUCCAUAAGAUCUCAAAGUGCAUUGAAAGUUUUGCCGAAAUAUAGUCUCAGUGCUAAAUGAAUACCUCAUAAUGUACAUUAUCCUUAUGUACAGGUAUUCAUUUCAUUCCUAUUAAAAUUAAACAGAUGUAGUAGUAAUCUGAUAUUGACUGUUAACAGAAAUACCCCAGCAACAAUACUUUGUGUUAUCUGUAAGCAAAAAAAAAAUGUACAAAACAAUAGUUGUAAUUCUAGUAACUAAAAUGUCAUUUUGUUAACUGUGUGGAAUGUAUGUAUGUUUUGGUGGUAUCUGCUAUGGAGAUACCACUGGAAAUAUGAACCAUCCAAUUGUAAUUAUCUUAAAUGUUCAAAUAAAAAUUAAAAAUGAUAUGCAUGA